This is a messenger RNA of Oppia nitens, 954 nucleotides long. RefSeq names its product ankyrin repeat domain-containing protein 49-like. The coding region runs from base 346 to 903 and encodes 185 amino acids. The transcript has a single exon. NCBI's taxonomy places the organism in Eukaryota, Metazoa, Arthropoda, Arachnida, Sarcoptiformes, Oppiidae. The record is from RefSeq and is a predicted model, not a curated record. Gene Ontology annotation, molecular function: protein binding.
UAUAACACACUCACAGAUGCCUAUAGUUGUUACCAAAGAGUCAAACAAUUUUUAUUAUAAUUAUUACCACAAACUUCUUAAAGAUAACAAAAUAGUGAACAUAUCUAUUGGUGAUCACAAGUCUCUGAAUCAAUUGAUUUCCUAAUAUCUUUUGUUUUAUCCAUAAGUUGAUGACUAUAUCUGUCAAGAAUACCAAUGAUGUAAAUCCAAUUUCAAGACAACAAUUAUUGUCUCAAUUUGAAUGACAUUUAAGACAUUUUCAACUUUUCUAACCAUUAUUUGAAUACAAGAAUAUUGCAGACGAUAUCACAUAUGUCUUAGUCUUUGUGUUAUUGAUAGCAAGCGAUGAUCAGUCAAAGUGGUGAAAGCAAUGAUCAAAGAUUAUCACCCAAUGAGAGCAAUGAGAAGAAUGGUUACAAUGAACAACAGCAAAGUCUUGGCGAUCGGAUAUUAAUGGCCGCAGAAAAUGGUGACAUUUGUGAAGUAAAGACGUGCCUUAAGAUUGAUAAAAGUUUGGUUCAUUCAGUCGAUAGCGAUCUCUAUACACCUCUUCAUCGCUCUGCAUAUGGAAAUCAUAUACAAGUAAUGAAACUAUUGAUCGAUUCGGGUGCCAAUCCCACGGCUCGGACGGCAACAGGUUGGACACCAUUACAUUCAGCCGCUCAAUGGGCACAUAUCGAUGCCGUCGAUCUAUUGCUUAACUGUGGCGCAGAUAUUAAUGCCGUUUCCGAUGGCGGAAACACUGCCCUACACUUAGCGGCCAAACACAAGAAAAGAAAUCUCUUGGAAUUGUUGUUAUAUAAUGAAGACAUUGACUCUUUGGCAAAGAAUGACAGCGGAGAGAGUGCUUAUGAUAUCGCUUAUAGGGCUUCACCUCUCUAUCAGUUGUGGCAAUACUUGUGAACAAACAUUUGAUCGCUUAAGAAGUCAUUCAAGUCAUUGAUCGGCAUUUAA